Messenger RNA from Harmonia axyridis, 1207 nucleotides. RefSeq names its product purine nucleoside phosphorylase. Lineage: Eukaryota; Metazoa; Arthropoda; Insecta; Coleoptera; Coccinellidae. Gene Ontology annotation, molecular function: purine-nucleoside phosphorylase activity. Bases 66 to 1022 code for a protein of 318 amino acids. The transcript is spliced from 3 exons. Gene Ontology annotation, biological process: nucleoside metabolic process. The record is from RefSeq and is a predicted model, not a curated record. Gene Ontology annotation, cellular component: cytoplasm.
ACGUCAUUCAGUUUAACUCUUUUCCCAUAGAACGCAAGAGCUAAUUGAUAAAAAACAGUGAAAAUAUGACUGGUACCGAGUUGAUGAAUGGAAAUGGAAUAUACAAAAAGAAUUUCCAGAAUGGUACUGAGAACGGAGGCUGUACACGGAAGAUAAGUGACAGCUAUCAAGAGAAAUACACUUAUGAAAUGAUAGAACAAACAGCUGAGUUCUUGAAAGAGAGAGUACCUUUUACUCCCACAAUUGGUAUUAUCUGUGGAUCAGGUUUAGGUUCUCUAGCACAGGAUCUGAAAGAUCCCAUAGAAUUUCCAUAUUCCACCAUACCAAAUUUCCCGGUCAGCACAGUGGAAGGCCAUGCAGGCAAACUAAUUUUCGGGUUUCUUUCGAACGCCCCCGUCGUGUGCAUGCAAGGCAGAUUUCAUUUCUACGAGGGUUAUCCAUUAUGGAAAUGCGCGAUGCCUGUAAGAGUUAUGAAACUGUUAGGCGUCUCCCAGUUGAUCGCAACGAAUGCCGCUGGUGGUCUCCACAAAAACUACAAAGUUGGAGACAUAAUGCUCGUUAAAGAUCACAUCAACAUGAUGGGUUUCGCUGGAAAUAACCCCUUGCAAGGACCCAACGAAGAUAGGUUUGGACCUAGGUUUCCUCCCAUGAAUCAGGCUUACGACAAGGACCUCAUCAAGAAGAGCAUGGAAAUAGGGAAGGAGCUGGGUCUUAUAGAUAACAUCCAUACCGGCGUUUACACCUGUCUUGGAGGACCGAACUUUGAGACUGUUGCAGAAUUGAGAGCUUUGAAGAUGUUGGGUUGUGACGCAGUUGGAAUGUCCACUGUCCAUGAGGUUAUAACGGCAAGACACUGCGAUAUGAACGUCCUGGCUUUCAGUUUAAUCACCAAUGAAUGUAUCCUUGAAUACGACUCCACAGAUGAGCCUAAUCAUGAAGAAGUGAUGGAUGCUGGUAAACUGAGACAAGAUGUUCUCAAAAAGUUUGUGGCUCGAAUUGUCGACCACAUAACUAGCAAAUGAUUGAAUUCGGACAAACUGAUUUCAUUUUAAUAUUAGUUAUUUAUGUAUGAUAGAGAUUAUUGUAAUUACAUUUCGAUUCAGUGACUUGUAUUAAGUAAUAUUGAUUGUGUAUCUAUGUUUCUAUAUGUGUGAUUAGUAUAUAAUUUAUUGUUUUAUUAAAUAAGUAAUAAAUUGAUUCCAAAAUA